GUUUUGUGAACCUAUCAAACUUAAACGUUUAUAAAUAAAUAUUUUCAUGAAAUCCAAACGAAACUUUAGGCUUUUAAUUGGUUAGAUAUCUUGACUGAACUGUCAAGGAAACGCUCUCUGACCCGAUAAUCGAUAUCUUGAUUGGUUAGAUGGAGCUCGACUGUUCUCUCAUCUCUUCAACCUCUGUUAACGAUUCUCCUGCUGUUUUGGCACCCCGAAGAGCCAAUCCUUACCAAUUAUCCCUUAUCCUUCGAAGCUGCAACGUAUGGGUUUGCUCUUCGCAGAUCUAUAAAGUUUGGUACGCUCUCGACUCCCUCUGAUGCCCAUCCCCAACGGAAACUACCGGAGCAAAACGGCGGCGGCGGCGGCGGCGGUUCUAACCUAAUCCUUCUCCAAGUCCCCCGCUUGGGCCAUUUGUCUUGCCAUUUGGGCUUAGGCCCAAACCGUUUAUUUCUACGGCCCAACUUCAAAAGGUGCUCUUCAAUUUCAUUUUUACAAAAGCCCAGGUAUUGCGUGAAGCGUCUGUUGUCCUCUCUUAGCUUUAAGUUGUGUCGAUUCAUGGAGUCAAUGGUUUGUGGACGCCACUUGAUCUCAUAUCAUACCUCUUUGCUCUGUUUGCUCAACAUUUAUCUGAAAACCUGCCCUUUAGAAUCACCUAGAAGUUCUAUCAAAGUUUCCCAAAGCUUGAAGAAGACUCUCUCGGAUAGCUUACAUUAUCACGGCCGUUUGCAAUGGUUGAGGCAGCGCGGCACUAUGAUCUCGGCUCCAAGGAGUGGGGAUUACCGCUGCUUCCUCAACCAUGUAUCAUCUUAUCCUUUGCUCACCGUGUUCUCUCUUGUACAAUUUGCCAUGGUUCAUUCGGCUAUAUUUGUGAAGCUCAGGUUUAUGUUUUGUCUCUAUGUGUUAGACCGACUACAAAAUGUGUGUGGAUUCCUUAAUCUCCAUGGCUCGUUUCAUGUGAGAGAGGACCCACCGAUUUUGUUACAGCUUAUCACUUAUCUUCUACAAACCCUUUGUGUAGCUUCUUCAUAUACAUUGAGUCAUGAGUUUGCUCUUUUGAAGAUCUUUGGAAUAUCGUCCUUAACCCAUCCAUGUGACAUCAACAUCUUUGUCCAAACCUCUGCUAAAGCUCUACGUUGUGUAGUUCUCCUUGUGCAGACAAGAAGAUUGCCGUUAGCCCCUUCAUCAACGCCAUUCCGUCUCUUGACAUUGGCAAUUCGUUCAUCCAAUGACUUGUUCUUGGAAGAAGCCUCGACAACCUUUGACCUCACAUGCUCCACAAAGCUUCUUACCUUUUGGUUCAAAGCUCUCAAGGAUCACUUGCCGAGUACCUCUUGUUACCUUGUUAUUUUCCUUGUAUUAACUUUGGGGUAUGCCCUUUAUUAUUGUGCUUUCAACUUUGGAAUUUCAGAUUUCUCUUAUCUUUAUAUUUGUUAUCUUUUCUAAUGGAAUGAAAAGAAACUUUUGAUGAAAAAAAAAGAAAGAUAUCUUGACUAA
Arabidopsis thaliana (thale cress) is the source of this 1497-nucleotide messenger RNA. Its product is annotated as Beta-galactosidase related protein. Lineage: Eukaryota; Viridiplantae; Streptophyta; Magnoliopsida; Brassicales; Brassicaceae. The transcript has a single exon. The record is from RefSeq and is marked reviewed. Bases 559 to 1446 code for a protein of 295 amino acids.